CGGCGGUGGCGGCGGCCUCGUGCUUUUCGGGGCUGCGCAAGGAGCUGUCACUCAGGAGGCAGCUCCAGCCCAGGGUGAUGUCAGUGGAUCAGCUGCUCUCUAGAACAAAGCGGCGAGAGCACAGCGUGAGAGACACAAGCCGAGAGCCGCGGCAGAGGCGCGGGCGGCUCCGCUCCGGUUUGCGGUGGUGGCCGCGAGCGCCCCGGGCCGAAUUGCCUCGUGAGCUGUUGUUGUGGGGCGAGACCGGUGCGAAGCCCUCGGCCACCUCCCUCCCUGCCUCCUUAGUGGCCUCGCUCUCCCGCUGGACUUGGGCGAGUGCCGGGUCGGGCCGGAACGCGGGCGCGCUCUCGGGCCAGGCGAAGCCCAACCCGAGCACGUUGCCCGCCUGUGCUGCGGGCGGCGGGCGGGCUAAGCCAUGGACAGUGACGAAGAGACGCUGGAGGAGACCGUCGAGGGAACGCUUGAUGAUGAUGGGCUACCUCAUGGGUUCUGUACAGUCACCUAUUCAUCCACAGAUAGAUUUGAAGGCAACUUUGUGCAUGGAGAGAAGAAUGGUCGUGGAAAGUUCUUCUUCUUUGAUGGAAGCACUUUAGAAGGCUGCUAUGUUGAUGAUGCUCUGCAAGGCCAGGGAAUAUAUACUUAUGAAGAUGGAGGGGCCCUUCACGGUACUUAUAUAGAUGGUGAACUAAAUGGGCCAGCCCAGGAAUAUGAUGCAGAUGCACGACUGAUAUUCAAAGGCCAAUACAAAGAUAAUGUUCGCCAUGGGAUUUGUUGGAUAUACUACCCAGAUGGUGGGUAUCUGGUUGGAGAAGUCAAUGAAGAAGGAGAGAUGACUGGAGAGAAGAUAGCCUAUGUUUAUCCUGAUGGGAAGACAGCAUAUUAUGGGUACUUCAUAGACGGUGAAAUGUUAAAAGCAAAGCUGGCAACUUUAUCCAUAGAAGAGGGAAAGCCACAAUUUGAAGUGCUACCAGGCAGCCCAGUAUACUGUUUUGAUAAAUCUACUUCAUCCUGCAUUUCUACAAAUGCACUUCUUCCUGAUCCUUAUGAAUCAGAGAGGGUAUAUGUAGAUUCCUCACUUAUUUCCAGUGCAGGAGAAGGGUUGUUUACAAAAAUAGCAGCUGCAGCUGGCACAGUUAUGUCCUUUUAUAAUGGAGUACGAAUUACACAUCAGGAGGUGGAUAGCAGAGACUGGGCUUUGAAUGGAAACACAAUAUCUCUUGAUGAUGAAACAGUGCUAGAUGUACCAGAACCCUACAACCAUGCAUCCAAAUAUUGUGCCUCUUUGGGACACAAGGCAAACCACUCUUUUGCACCGAACUGUGUUUAUGAUUCGUUUGUCCAUCCUCGUUUUGGGCUGAUUAAGUGUAUCCGCACUAUUAGGGCUGUGGAGAAGGAUGAAGAACUAACAGUGGCUUAUGGAUAUGAUCAUAAUCCCACUGGACAAAAUGGGCCAGAAGCACCAGAGUGGUAUCUAGCAGAACUGAAAGCGUUCCAGGCUUCCCAGAAAAAGUGAAAGGCAGAUAGUUUCCCUGUUCAGAAAAUGGAUCUAUGCACUACCAUUGAUAACUGGAAUCAAGACAGACAGGGAUUGUUUAUGCAGUUGCUCUGCAACCUUCACUUUGUGUCAGAAGGGGGCAAUGUUUUCUCUCUAGCAUACUAACAAGUUUGAAACAUUACCUUAGAACAACUUUUGAAACUAUAGCUAGUAUUGUGAAAUAAUAACUAUUGAAUAUUCUAUAGAAGACAGUGUGAUUUACUUGGCAACCAUUCUGUAUCAAACAAAGUUUUCAAAACCUGGGGGGGGGGGUGUUAACAAAAGACGGAAGUUUUGCCUGUACUAUAACCUGUUACUGUGCAGCUAUAUUUUGUAUACAUGCCUUUUUGUGAUGGUAACAGAAUUGUUCUGUUUCUAAUAUUCUAGAAAAGUAGCAUAAUAUUUCUCUUAAAACCUUUGAGAAUAUUGCUCUCUUGGUGCACAGGAGGCUGGCCUUUGUAGCUCCUCCCUCUCUCUAAAGACGGAGGUUUUUUUUAAAGAGACUGAGGCCGCACAAUAUAUUUAAAUAAUUGUAUGUGUAGAUUAUUAUGAUUCUGUGGACAGAUUAAUUUUAGAAAUGUGCCUAAGGAAACCAGAACUAGUGUAACUUUAUUGUGAUAAUCACACUUGAAAUAAGUUCAUUGUUGGAUGUGUGUGUGUGAAUCUGUGUGGCGAUUUUUUUUUUUACAAAAAAAGCUGAAUGCAAAAGAGAGGGAAAUUAUAAUUGUAGAAACAAGCAAUUAAGGUUAUACCAAGAUACUUCUUUUUUGGUCAACCCUCUUCUGCUUUUUUUUUUCCUGCCUUGGAAAUUCUAAGAGAGGUGUCCAUCAGAGUCAUAUUAGUUUGAGAACUAAUAAUAGAAUAGAGACAGAAUAAUAGCCAGAAGUAUUGCAUAUUGGAGCCCUAUUUAUUUGAUAGGUUGUAAUACAAGAAUCGAAGAAAAUUAAAAGAAUGAAUUAGGUUAAAGGCAAAAACCUGUCUACUGUAAAGCUGGCUAUGCUUAUGUAUAUUCCAAACAACCUUUCUGAGAACUAUAACAUUAAUGUCUCCAUUCUCUUAACAGAGAAUAAGAAAAUGUCUCCAUUCUCUUAACAGUUCUUAACUACUACAGUGGUGCCCCGCUUGAUGAUUACCUCAUUAUACAACGAAAUCAUUUGCUGAUGAUGUUUUUGCAAUCGCUAUUGCGAUCGCAAAACGAUGAUUCUAUGGGCGAUUUUCGU
This is a messenger RNA of Pogona vitticeps (central bearded dragon), 2754 nucleotides long. It is a transcript of the gene SETD7, whose product is annotated as SET domain containing 7, histone lysine methyltransferase. Gene Ontology annotation, biological process: heterochromatin organization; peptidyl-lysine monomethylation; regulation of DNA-templated transcription. Gene Ontology annotation, cellular component: nucleus; chromosome. Gene Ontology annotation, molecular function: protein binding; chromatin binding; histone H3K4 monomethyltransferase activity. The record is from RefSeq and is a predicted model, not a curated record. Lineage: Eukaryota; Metazoa; Chordata; Lepidosauria; Squamata; Agamidae.